AUGUUGACCUUUUGCCCAUCGUGCGGGCUGUUGCUGGAGAUCGAGGAGGGAAGGACGAAUAUGCAACUCUCAUGUCCAACUUGCCCCUACGUUGCACCAAUCACUCAAAAGGUUGGCAGUAAAAUCUAUCCGAAGAUGAAGGAGUUGGGCGAUAUUUUGAGCGACACACAAGCUUGGGAAAACGCACAAUCGACCGAGGAGAGAUGUCCAAAGUGCUCACACGAGCGUGCCUAUUUUAUGCAGCUACAGACUCGUAGCGCCGACGAACCGAUGACAAUUUUCUACCGUUGCGCGAAUCAUCAAUGCAAACAUCGAUGGAAAGAA
This is a messenger RNA of Mesorhabditis belari, 324 nucleotides long. NCBI's taxonomy places the organism in Eukaryota, Metazoa, Nematoda, Chromadorea, Rhabditida, Rhabditidae. The record is from the annotation of a GenBank genome assembly.